Hyposmocoma kahamanoa is the source of this 1887-nucleotide messenger RNA. RefSeq lists its product as uncharacterized. The transcript is spliced from 2 exons. The record is from RefSeq and is a predicted model, not a curated record. Lineage: Eukaryota; Metazoa; Arthropoda; Insecta; Lepidoptera; Cosmopterigidae. The coding region runs from base 163 to 1683 and encodes 506 amino acids.
GAGGUCUAUACUGAUAUUACUUCUAACCAUAGUCAAAUUGACGUAAUAGUAACAGAACACACGACAAGAGUGUCACUACGCCCGGAAGAAGUAUUUUUUGAAUAUCAUUACGAUUAUUACGAAUCCGAUUCUCCCCGUUAUGAUCCACGUGGCACUAAAAAAAUGCACACAACAUCAAAGUACCAGCCCUCAGUAACUAAUAAAACAUUUGACACAUUUAGUGAACUCUUCAACUUAGAGUCUGUAGCCGAGAACCUACUUUUCAAUACAACGGAUGAACCAUUUCAAGAUACUUGGUACGUUAUCGAAGAUUAUCCGUGCUGGAAAUUGCCUCUGGUAUUUGGAGAGAUUGGUCAAACUGCAUCACAUUUUGAGCCCGAAACACUAAAAAGAAGGUCACCUGUAUUUCAGAUGUAUCCAAAAUGUCUUAAAAACGUUAUAACUGGUAAUGAUACUGUCGAGAAACUGACACCUAGACAGAAUAAUAUUCAAUACAAUGUUAACAAAUGGUGUCGCGUUGCGCCUUGCUAUGGCGAUCAUACCAUGUGUAUGUUCCCAAAAGGGGUAACCAGUGCUUUUUGUGGCCGAGGAUAUACAGUCUCAGUGCCACCUGUCAAUGAACAAAUAGCUUUCAUAUUCUCACUAAACUCUAUACGAAAUGCGGUAGCUAGUGGAGAUAAAAGCCACUUACAUCCGCAAAUACCACGUGUGAUGGGUGCUACAAACAUGAAGAAAAUUUUAUAUGAUCACGAACUGCAGCUCAUGGCAGAGAGAUGGCUACUACAGUGCUUGCCGGGACCUUCCCCGUGUAGCUCACUUGACAAUGCAUUCGUCACUCAAUUAGAAUGUACCAAAUUAACUACUCAUUGCUGUACAGAGAAGCAUGUUGUAACCCAAUGCUCUCCUAAGGCAGAAUGCUUCGUGAAACCUCUCAUAGGGUGCCUUCACGAGUGGUUUUGGAAAACAGAACGGAGAAUUAGUAAAAUGAAUAUAAAUUGUGGAUAUAUUGAAUCAAAUACAUUCAGCACAGUCCAACUACUUUGGGCGAAGACACAAAAAGUGGGUUGUGCUUAUGGUAAUCUAGGGAACGGCGACGUCAGGGUUAUCUGUAACUUUUCUCCCGGUGCACCCUUUUACCUUGAAGUGAAAUAUUUAUGCGGCAUUAUAUCCCAAGCCGACAAUAGACCACUUUUACCUAAAGGAAAUAUUACUGAUAUAGAAUACUUAGCCCGUUUAGGUUUCAUUCUGCAACGAGAACAAAGUAAACACAAUCUCAAUUAUGUUGCACAUCACACUGAUGCUCUUGUACAGUUUUUAGAUAAGUUUAGUAGUACUACAAAAGCGUGGGGCGUCGUUGCUUUACCAAGUUUAUAUAAGGAAGGGUGGAUACGGAAACAGUUACACAUGGUCGAAAAUGGUACCAAAGGAUUGGUAGCCCGCUUAGUAACUCAAUAUACAUUUAAAGAGAAUUCGUUGGCCAGAUGUGAUUCAGAGGAGCCAAUUUUUGAAAUCGGUCCUCCAGGUUCAAAGUGUAAAGAGACGGGACACAGACAUUAUGCUCUGUGUUACGACUUCAUAGAUGUGGUCCCAGGUUACCGCAUGAUCGCCUUACUAGCUUCAAUACCUCUUUUCACCCUCAUUUUGUACGAUCUAUUUAGUACGUCUAUGAAACAAACUAAUUAAGAGCUAAAAAUUGGUUGUUUAAGUAAAUUUUAAUUUGAAUAACAAGACAUUGCUAUACAACGUCUUAAUUUUCUGUCACAGCUUCUUCAGUACUUCGUUAAGGGAAAUCGGCAGGCUUUUGUAAAACCGUUACAUUUGCCACUACACCAUUUCUAUUAGUAGUACAAAAGCAUAUCGCUUAAAGGCUUUGUUUUAUCGCUAACA